GGGACGGGGGAGGCCGCAGCGCUGCGGUUCGGGCCGGAGGAGCCGCCAGCGCCGGGCGGGCCCUGCCGGGGGGACCGUCCCGACCGCGGCCCGCAGCCCGGGCCUGGCGUGCGGCGCUCGGGUCACCCCUGGGAGCCUGCGCGGAGACGAGGUGGUUGUGUCGUGUGCCCCGAGCUGGAGGAGGAGGGAUGAGUAAGAGCAAGGACGAUGCUCCCCAUGAGCUGGAGAGCCAGUUCGUGCUGCGGCUGCCGCCGGAAUAUGCCUCCACUGUCCGGCGAGCGGUACAGUCCGGGAACGUCAACUUGAAGGACAGGCUCACCAUCGAGCUGCAUGCGGACGGGCGCCAUGGGAUCGUACGCGUUGACCGGGUGCCCCUGGCAGCCAAGCUGGUGGAUCUGCCCUGCAUCAUCGAGAGCUUGAAAACCAUUGACAAGAAAACCUUCUAUAAGACAGCAGAUAUUUGCCAGAUGCUUGUUUGCACUGUGGAUGGUGAUCUCUACCCACCUUUGGAAGAGCAAACUGUGAGUACUGACCCAAAGGCAAACAAGAAGAAGGACAAGGACAGAGAGAAGAAAUUCAUCUGGAACCAUGGCAUCACUCUUCCCCUGAAAAAUGUACGGAAGAGACGAUUCCGGAAGACAGCCAAGAAGAAGUAUAUCGAGUCUCCUGAUGUGGAAAAGGAGGUGAAGCGUCUCCUGAGCACAGAUGCAGAAGCUGUCAGUGUCCGCUGGGAAGUCAUUGCUGAAGAUGAAACAAAAGAAGUGGACAACCAUGGUUCACUCACCAGCCUGGACAUUUCCUCCCCAGGGAUGUCAGGACACAAGCAAGGCCAUGGCUCCUCAGAACAUGAUGAACUGCGGGAGAUAUUUAAUGACAUCAGCAGCAGCAGUGAAGAUGAAGAUGAGAGGGAUCAUCAUGAUGAUGAAGACCUGAAUAUCAUGGACACAGAGGAGGACUUGGAGAGGCAGCUGCAGGACAAACUGAAUGAAUCUGAUGGGCAGCAACAGGAGAAUGAGGGGUCCAACCAGAUAGGUGAGUGGGUGGCAGAGCACAGCAGAAUCACUGGGGUGCUGGGCAGGCUGCACUGCCCAGCUCUGCUGCUGCUCUGGGGUCUGACCUCACUCUCCCUUCCAGUCAUGGGGAUCCAGAAACAGAUUGACAACCUGAAAAGUAAACUCCAGGAGACCCAGGACAGGAGGAAGCGCCAGGAAGAUCUCAUCAUGAAAGUGGAGAACCUAGCCCUCAAGACCCGUCUCCAGGCUGUGCUGGAUGAGUUCAAGCAGCAGGAAGAACGAGAGAAGCAGCAGAUGACGUCCCUGCAGGAGCAGCUGGAGUCCCUCAUGGAGAAGUGAGGAGCAGGCCUGGAUCUUUAUGCCUACCAGCAGACCUGGAAGUGUUGUCUGCCAUGCUCAAGUUUUUGCUCUAGUCACACCCUUUUGCUGCCAGAUGUGCCUCUGGACAGUGCUAGAGGCUCUGUGUCCAGAGCUGCUCUCACAUACUUUGUGCUGAGUGUGGUUGUUGGAGCUAAAGAAUUGGACUCUGCCUGGGACAGCAGCCAAAACCCUGGAUUUACUGUAAAUAUUCAGCACUGUUGUCCCAGAGGGGUUUAGUUCUGCUUGGGACAGGGCAGUGCAGCUUUCUGCAUCUUACUGAGUCUUGGACUUGAUGGGUUGUGGCCUGGUAGGAGCUUGUUCUUGGGUUUGAGGAAUGCUUGUGUCUGCAAACCAGACUCAAUAAAGUACCAUUUCCAAGUC
Apus apus (common swift) is the source of this 1754-nucleotide messenger RNA. RefSeq names its product TATA-box binding protein associated factor 7 like (gene TAF7L). NCBI's taxonomy places the organism in Eukaryota, Metazoa, Chordata, Aves, Apodiformes, Apodidae. Gene Ontology annotation, cellular component: transcription factor TFIID complex. Gene Ontology annotation, biological process: RNA polymerase II preinitiation complex assembly; transcription initiation at RNA polymerase II promoter. The record is from RefSeq and is a predicted model, not a curated record. Gene Ontology annotation, molecular function: RNA polymerase II general transcription initiation factor activity. The transcript has 10 exons. Bases 189 to 1352 code for a protein of 387 amino acids.